Molecule: messenger RNA, 6961 nt
Organism: Chlamydomonas reinhardtii
Lineage: Eukaryota; Viridiplantae; Chlorophyta; Chlorophyceae; Chlamydomonadales; Chlamydomonadaceae
Exons: 16
Coding region: 105-5900 (1931 amino acids)
Cellular component (GO): nucleus
Source: RefSeq, a predicted model, not a curated record
CAUAUGUGCUGCGAUUGCAAUGGGGUUCUAAACUUGUGAAUUGAGCCACCUCAGCCAAGAUGUUCUAAAAUUGAAACCAGCGCGCUUACUGAGCGGCUGGCGCGAUGGCUCUCUUUGCAGACUCCGAUACUGUCUGCGAAGUCUGCGGAUGCGGCGCUCAGGCGUCGGAGUGGCUAAUCAACUGCAAAAACAGCGCAUGGUGCGGCCGGGCGCGCCAUGUGUACUGCUGCGACGGCCUGGUGCCCACCAAGCAGCUAGAGAGGGACAAUGAGUACGGCACGCUGGAGUGCUCCGUGUGUGCUCCGGCAGUGGUGCCGCGGCCAAAGAAGCAGGCGGCCAAGGCGCGCAAGGGCGCGGCAGCCAAAGCCGAUCACCCGCCCAGCGCCUUCGCGCACCAGGAUGCACAGCAGGCAAUGGAGGAGGGCAGGCCGGAGGUUGGUGCCGCCGCGGGAGAGGCGGGCGACGGCGGAGAGAUGGGCAGCGGCAGCGGGAGCGGCGGCAGUGGGGGCGGCGGCAGCGGCAGUGCGGAAGGCGCAGCGGCAGCGGCAGAUGCGGCGGGGACGGACUUUGAGUUUGUAGUGAACCCCGGCGGUGAGCGGUCCGUAGAGGUGAAGACGGAGGCAAGCGGAAGCCGGCUUCCCGCCGCGGGCUCGAGCGGCACCGGUGCGGCGCCAGGCCCGUCCACCAGUCAGCCAAAGCAGCAGCAGCAGCAGCAGCAGCCACAGCCGCAGCAGCAGCCACUGCGGUCCGGCGGGAGCUCCGGUGCGGCACGAGGCGGGGCCGCAGCUGCAGGGGCAGGGGCAACACAUGCAGCCAGUGCGGCGGCAGCGGCAGCUCCCGAGCCCGGCUCGGGCUCGCUCAGUGGACGCGGCAGCGGCGCCAACAGCGCCACCGGCGGCGGCCUUGUCAACCAGUUCAAGGGCCUGCUGCGCGGUGAGGCCCGCCACACGGUGCCCCUGGACGUCGCGGCUGCACCGCCGCUGCCGCCGCAGGCAGCCGGCGGUCGGAAGCGCGUCAAGGUGCAGGUGGGCCCGGCGGCGGCGACGCGGGCUGAUGCUGACGACAUAGGCGUGUUUGACGACCUGGGUCGCUCGCCGCUGAAGCCCCUGGGCCGCCCGGGCGCUGCCGGCGCAGCGGGGUCGAUGGCAGGAGCGGGCGGAGCGGCAGGGGCGGGCGCAGCGGCGGGGGCGGGCGCAGGGGUGGCGUCGACGACAGGAGCGGGCGCAGCGGCAGGAGCGGGCGCAGCGGCGGGGGCAGGAACGGGCCCAGCGGCGGGGCGCGCCGGCGGGGCGGCAGUGGCUGCGCCCUCUGCGGCGCCGCGGCCGCGGGCUGCGGCCCCCACUGGCGCCGGCGGGGCGGCUGCGCAGCCACCGGCAGCGGCGGCCCAACGGGCGGGAGGGCAGCCGGCAGCAGCCCCGGCAGCGGGCGCAGCAGCAGCGGGGGCAACCGCAGGGGCGGCAGCGGGGGCAGCGGCAGCGGGGGCUGCUGGCAGCCCAAGGCCGGCAGGCGCGGGGGCAGCGGCGGGGCCCGCUGCCGCGAACCGGGCGGGGCUUGGGCCUGGCCGCGGCGGCGCUGCAGGUGCAGGUGCAGCUGCUGGCCGCGGGCGUGGUGUGCUGGCGGCGGGCCGCGGCCCGGCCCUGGCAGCUGGGGGCAGGGGCGUUGCGGGGCGGGGGCGAGGCCGCGGCGGCGCCACUUUCAAUGCGCUUCAGCUCAUGCUGCCAAGGGCGGGCUCUGGUGGGGCCGCCGGUGCCGCACAGCAGGCGGCCGGGGCGGCGGGUGGCGGCGGCGGCGGGGCGGCGGCAGGUGGCGGCGGGGCGGCGGGAGCCGCCGCCGCCGCGGGCGGCCCGGCCGCAGCAAGUGGUGCGGGCGGCGCCGCCGGGCCGGCUGGGGCUGCUGGGGCUGCUGCUGCAGGCGAGGCGCCGGCGGCGGGGCGGCAUCAGGUGGAGGAGGACGAACUGGGCAAGUGGCCGGGCUCACUGCCCACCAGCGUCGUGGGCGACCGGGCCCAAUUCAAUGGCAUGCAACUGGGCGUGGCGCUGUCGGCUCGGGCGCUGCCUGAGCCCAUGCGGCGGCUUGUGGAGAUGGGCAAUCGGGAAAUGCAGCAGCAGUGUGAGCGGCUCAAGGCGGCUGGGCGCGGCGCGGCAGAGCCGCCGCUAGUGUCGUGGGAGCUGACGCCGCUGGAGGCGGUGCCGGCGGAUAUCAAGGACGUGCUCGAGCACUACCAGGAGCAUGAGGCGGACGCCACGUGUGCGCUGCUUAUCCUCAAGUACGCGCUGGGCGAUGCGGGGGAAGACUUCCAGCGGCUCUACAUGGCGCUGGAGGCCGCGCUGCCCACCCACCUACUGGCCCUGGACAUUCGCUUCCUGGCCCAACACCCCGAGCGCCUGCGCGACCUGCCCGUCCUCCGGCGCCUGCUGGAGGCGCCCGGUGGCGGCGGCGGCGGCGGCGGUGCGGCGCCGGCCCCGGCCUACCGGCUCUUCUUCGCGCCGCACCAGCGGAAUGAGGUCAAGGGGCUGCUGUGCCUGACAGGCAGCCGCGAGCACAUCCACAGGAGUGCCACGUGGGUGGUCAGCUGGGACCGGGCCCAGUCCAUCGCACGGUGGCACAAGGAUGCCCAGGGCAAGUGGGUUCCGCCCAGCGCGGAGGAGCCGCAACAGCCGGACCAGCAGCAGCAGCAGCAGCAGCAGCCGGCGAAGCGCGAGAAAAAGAAGGUGCACUUUGACAGGCGCGCCCUCGAGGAGGAGCCGCCAGCCAUGUCGGCCGCGGCGGCGGAGGCUCGCGCCCUGGCGCGACAGGCGGAGCGCCGGAAGGAGCGCGAAACCUGGGCACGGUUGCACGAUCGCACGCAGAAACAAGGUGGCCAGGCUGCAGCAGAAGCCGAACAGGAGGAAGACGGUGCCGAGGAGCAGGAGGCUGGCGAGCAAGGGGCGCCCGCGGCCGACGCUGCCAGUGGCACGCCGCAGAAUGGGCCGGCAGCAGCAGCGCCCGGGGCCGCAGGAGCAGCGGUAGCGGCAGUAGCUCCGCCUGCUGCCACUACCGCCACCGCUGUUGACGUAACUUCUACUGCUGCAACAGCUACAGCUGCUGCCGCUGCAACGCCCCCGCCUCCGGGUGCGGCGGAUCAGGGCAGUAGUGAUGACAUGGAACUCGACACCCCACUUGCCGGCGACACCCCACUUGCUGGCGACGUCUCAGUUGCCGGCGACACUCCGUAUGCCGGCGGUACCGACCGCGCGGCUCCCGAAUCUGCUGCUUCUGCUGGUGCCUGCGACGCCGCGGCAGCGCAGGCCGCCGCGGAGGCGCAACCUGCGGCAGAGGCACAGGCCGCUCCGGCUCAGCCCCCGACAGCACUCCUGGAGCCGGCCCCUCCGGCGCCGUCCCAGCCGCGCAGCGACGUGGACAUGGACCUGGACGGGGACGGGGACGGGGACGGGGUGGGUGAAGGCGCAACGACAGUGGCGGGAGCGGGCGGGCCGGGUGAAGAUGCGGCGGAUCACGAGCCGCCCAAGUCACCGGGCCGUGGAAAGGGCGACGGUGGCAGCUCUGGCCGGCAGCCCGCCUCAGGGGCCACGGGCGCCGCCCUGCCCGCAGCCGCGACAGCGGCGAUGGUAGACGCGGGCGCGACAGGACCGGAGGACGUCCCAGAGGAGGAACCGGCGGCGGCAUUGGAGGCGGAAGCGGAGGAGGAGCAGCAGGCGGCUGGCGCGCCGGUGGGCUGGCGGACGCAUGCGGCGGCGGUCGCCGCCGAGCUGCCCAGCUGGAAGAGGCUGGUGGGCUUUGUGCCGUGCAGCUCGGGUCCGCGGGAGCAGCGCAGUGAAGGGCGUGGAAGCGGCGGCGGCGAGGGCCAGGGCACGGUGGAAGCGGAGGCGGAGGCGGAGGCGCUGAUGCAGGAGGUGGAGGCGGCGAUGACUGGCGGUGGCGGUGGCGGCGACGCCGGCAGCAGCGUCAGUGGCGGCGGCGGCAUGUUCACCUGGCGCAGUGUGUUCCUAGACGUACAUGGCCGCGGCGUCGGCGGCUCACGCAAGCGUCGGCGGCAUGAUGGCCUGAGUGAUGAUGACAGUGAUGGUGGGUUCGGGAAGGAGGAGAAGGAGGAGGCCGGAAGCAGCGGCGGAAGCGUUGGGGACGGCGGCGAGGGCGCGCGCGCUGGCGCGGCGGCCGCGCACGCGGCGGCGUUGGCGGUGCGGCGGGCGCUGUCCCGGGGGUGCUGGGACUGGUCGCGCGUGGCUCUACCGGUGCUGCAGGCGGCGGUGAUGGAGCAUCGGGCCGGCGGGCCGGCGGCGGAGCUGCGGACCCAACUGGGCACGCUGUGGAGCGACCUGCAGAUGAUCCUGCGGCUGCCGCUUCGCGCGCUGCGGCUGCGGCUGGUGGCUGACGCGGAGGAGGCGGCGCGGCUGCGGCCGGGGCUGGAGGCGGCGGCGCGCACCCUUGGGCUGCGGUGGGAGCACGGCCUGCCGGAUGCCCCUUUCGGCGGGCUGGACCGCAUCCACGUUCUGGCUCUGGGCCGCUCCGCACUCACCGGCCUGGACCGGCACCGCGGCGUGGUGCUCAAGAGUGCGGCGCUGCACCCGGUGCAGCUGGUCAGUGCCUACGAGGUGGUCGCGGGACUGGCGCGGUUGACACGGUCCGUCAAGGAAGCUCGCCUGCAGCAGCAGCAGCCGCAGCAGCAGCAGCAGCAGCAGCCGCAGCAGCAGCAGCAGCAGGAUCGGCAAGCGGGCAGGGCGGCUGCAGCCGCGGCAGCACCUGACUCGGACUCCGAGAAUGAGCCUCUGGCGCUGAGGCGGUCGCGAUCGAGCACCCAGCGGCCGCCGCCGCCGCGGGACGCAGCAGCCGAGGACGCGCCGCUCAGGGCCGCCGCCAGUGCCGACCGGCGACCUCCAGGAGCGGCGCCUGGUGCGAAUGGGACGGCGCGUCCGCGAGCCGGCCAGGAGCCCACACAGACGUUGGAGGCGGUGCUGCGUCUGGCGGCAGCUCACAGUGGCGGUGGUGGCGGUGGUGGCGGCGGUGGCAGCGGGCGCGCCGGCGGGCGAGACGGCGGCUUCAGUGUGCGGCGGGAGGCGUGCCGGCCGCUGCUGCCCAACUGCGUGGCGGUGGUGAUGGAUGCGGCGGGCUUCCUGUCCACUCCCCCCACCGUCCUGGAGCAGUUGCUGGGCUGCCUGGCAGCCGGCUCCGAGUCCGCCGCCGCCGCCGCCGCCGCCAGCAGCAGACACUCGCACCCGCACCCGCACCCGCACCCGGGCGCCGCCAACGGCCACGCGGGCAGCAACGGCACGGCUUCGACUGGUGCCGGCGCCUCCGCUGCCGCUGACGCGGGCGGUCUGUCGGGCUGGGCUGCCAGCAGUGGGCCGUGGGCGGUGUACAUGCGCGCCUCCGACCUGGCGGCGGUCAGGGCGGCGCUGGGGUUGCGGGAUGGGGCAGAGGCGGGAGCGGACGGCGGCGGCGAGGAGGCGGGGAAGGAGGAGGAGGAGGAGCGGCGGGCGCGGCGGGAGGUGCUGAGCCGGCUACUGGUCGGGUCGGGCUACAGUGGUGGUGGUGGUUGUGCCAGUGGUGAUGGCGGCGGCGCCGCUGCGGCCGCCGCUGGCGAGGGCCCGGCGCUGCUGCGGCUGCUCAAGCCGGAUGAGGAGGCGUCUGGGUCCGGGCCUGAGCUGGUGUUGUUCGAUGCGGUGCGGCUGAUGCACGUGAGCCGGCCCGCGCGCCUGGUGGUGGCGGCGUACGGCGCCGCCGCCGCGCCGCAGCUGACGAGCAAGGGGCGGCGCGCCAAGGACGUGCUGUGCGGCGCGGUGCAGGAGGUGGUGGCGCUGCUGGACCUGCUGCUGCAGCCCGUGUGGCAGGCGCGCUGGCAGGCGCUGGCGGCGGCAGAGGACAUCGCAAGGGCGAGUGAGCCAUCAACACGAGUCGCCUGACCUGUACAUGCAGCAGGACUAGCAGGUGGACUAGCUAGCUGUGCUGGCGUGAUGGCGCCAGCCUGUGGGAGCGUCCAACUCUGCUAAGAUGUAAAUGAGGAGCGAUGUCAGCGGAGCGUACGGCAACCAUACUCAAGUUUCCGGCAUGCUGGUGGGGCGGAGCUGUCGCACUAAGAUGGCCCCAAUCGCUACCGUAUUGCUCGCGUACGGUAGGUUGUGACUACAUCGACGUUGUGCCAAGUUUAGGCUACGAAAUGGUCGGGUUCGUGCGUUGAUGAACUUUUGUAUGUGGUGGACAGGCAUUUGCACAAGGCUUUUGCCUGGGAAGUGGGGCUGCAUGCGCUGCACAUACGUCAGCGGUGCUCGUAAUUGCGGCCUCAUGUGUGUGUGUAUCACUAGCGCACUUGUCAUGCCCUACCGGCAUAAAACUGAUAGUACCUUAUGGACGCAGGCGGCCUUUGCAUAGCAAGCACGCAGCUGAGGGGUGCAGCGGCACUUCGCUACGGCAAUCACGUGCCCUGAACACUGUUACAAUAUGAACAUGUUGGGGGUAUUGUCCGAGAAAUGGAGAGUGUAGUUUGUGAUGGCAGGACUCACGCUUUUCGUUUUGCUUGUGCUAGCUUACUGGCCUCGGAUCUACAACGUCAUGUUCGCUUGUUUGCUUGUGUUGCGUUUUGUCAAGCACGUCGAUAACAGGAUUGGCAGCGGGCGCCCUGGACCUUUGAAGGUUGGGGUGCAGCCUUGGGUGCAGCCUGGAGCGUGUUACGGAUGAGGCACAGAGGCAGAGCAAAAUUGUUGGCCUUGGAACGUCUGCAGGGGCCCCGAUCUCGCCCAAAGCGGGCGGGCGGGGGGUAUGGGGGGCUGCAAGACUGCAUGGUGGGAGUUGCAAGGCCGCCGGUUGGCUCGCCCCCCAAAGGGGGGCGACAGCCUUAGUCCUCGGCAAGAACCUUACAUUAGGGUUGUUGUCUUUUUUGCUUGUUUCGGCUAUCAGUACAGCCUUCGACGGGCUAUUUAUCGAAUGCAGAAACUCUUGAAAACAAUGAACACAUGAAAACGGGCAC